This is a messenger RNA of Paramecium tetraurelia, 999 nucleotides long. RefSeq lists its product as uncharacterized. Lineage: Eukaryota; Ciliophora; Oligohymenophorea; Peniculida; Parameciidae. The transcript has 2 exons. The record is from RefSeq and is a predicted model, not a curated record.
AUGAAUUAGCAAAGUUUUGUAUAAGUUACUUAGGAAUACGAUCAAGUGAAAAAAAGAGUCAACUCAUUGAAAUUUUAAUUAAGAGACAUUGAUUAAAAGAAUUAUCUAUUAUCGACGAAAAUAAAAGAUCUUAGAUAGAUAUCUCCCAAAAUAUAAAAAUCCCCAAUUUCACAAUUAUAAGAAUAGCUGAGACUAGACAGAAAACAGAUUAUUGAACAAUUCAAACCGAUUGUAGAAAAAGAGGGAAUUUAUCUUAGAAAUGAAAGACUGAAAACAGAGACCUAAUUACAAUAAUCAAAAAUCUGGGAAAUUUAACAGAAAAAAAUGAAGGUAAAAAUGAUAGAUGAAUUCGAUUCCGAAGUAACCAAAAGAAGAGCAGCAUAUUAAGAAAAAAAAAUAAAAGAAGUUAGGUAACAAUAAUUAUAAGAAAUGUUAAUGAAUCGAGUUAUUGUAAAUAAAAAGCUUCUGGAAAUAAACAAGUUAAAAAAAUAAGAAAAAGACUUGAUAGAAGAAAUACAAAGCGCUAAAACCAAAGAAUAACAAUUAUGUAAUAAAUUCUGUAAUGCCUUGGUUUCAAAUGAUAAUACUGUCAUUCUACCAUCAAUCUAAAAAUCAAAUAGUAGAACCAGUUAAAAUUCGAAUUAGAAGAAACCAAAUAAGGGUUGUUCUCCUUUCCGAAUGUCUGGCAAAGUAUUUGAUAGACUAUAAAGAAGUGAAACCAGAAAUGACAAUUCAAUUAUAGAAUAUGAAGAAAAUAGAAAAUUCUAAUUAGAUUCAAGAAAGAAGUCACAAUCAAUUGAUUAACUAAAUAUUGCUUGUUAAACUACUUUUCUAAUUAAAGAUCAAAAUUUAGAAAGUGCUUAAUAUUCAAAUAAUUAAGAUUCCUAUUUAGGUAGCUAAAAAGAUAAAACUAUUGAAAAGUCUCAAGAAAAUUAGACAUCUGAAGAAAGGAAGGAGGAAAAGGAGAAAAACAAAUUAAAAAGUAAUAAAAAGUAAUGA